Molecule: messenger RNA, 1295 nt
Organism: Rhododendron vialii
Lineage: Eukaryota; Viridiplantae; Streptophyta; Magnoliopsida; Ericales; Ericaceae
Exons: 4
Coding region: 274-942 (222 amino acids)
Source: RefSeq, a predicted model, not a curated record
ACAAAGGGGUCCGUGGGCUAUCGAACAGCCUCACCAACAAGGACGCUGAUUAUUGAUUAAUUAACCUAUAAUCCACCCAUAAUCCGGUACGGGAAUAAUAAUAGUAAUACUGUAAAUACAAAUUGUGUAGCGCUCUCGCGCUCCUCCCCAAGGUGUCUCUGUCUGGUGACUCUGGUCUUUCGGUUUUCAGAGGGAGAAAGAGGGAAGGGAGACUGUGCCGUCGACUUUAGAGAGAGAGAGAGAGAGAGAGAGAGAGAGAGAGAGGAAGCAGCAAUGGCGCCGAGAGCGAGACCCAGAAAGCGUCUGACACGAAUGGACGCCGCCAUUGAUGCGAUGACACCCCUCGGCUUCCCUGAGCAGCUGGUUCGCAGAAUCGUCAAGGGUCUCCUGGAGGUAUACGGGGGAGAUGAAGGUUGGCCGUUUAUUGAGGCGGAUGCUUACAAGAUUCUUAUAGAUACCAUUCUUGAUCAACCAGAAGAGGGGGAUGUAGGAGAGGAAAGAAAUGAAAAUGAAAACCUAUUGACCGUAGGAGAGGAAAGAAAUGGAGAUGAAGAACUUUUGCCGGUAGGACAGGAAACACAUGAAGAUGAAAACCUUUUGCCAGUAGGAGAGGAAAGAAAUGAAGUUGAAAACCUUUUGACGAACGGGGCAUUGGGGGAUGAAAGACCUGGAUGCUCUAUUGUAGCAGAUGAUCCUGGGCCCUCCACUCUAUCUCUUCCGCCUAUAUCCUCUGAGGUCCUUGAUUUUAUGCCAACCCCACGUCUUGAUUUUAUUCCGACCCCACCUCCGGCCAGCGGUCUCACAAGAAGGAGGCGUAGACCUUGCUAUGGGUGGAUUAGCAGUGAUGAAUCUUGUGAUGAACCAGACGAUUUCAUCAUGCUAACUCCAGCUCCAAGAUUGAAGCGACGGAAUCUGAUAUCAAGGUGGGAUGUAAGACCCUGAUGAUAUGCAAGCGUGUCUUAACUCUCCCCAAGAUUGAGAGCCUAUAUUUCUUCUUCGAACCACGUCAAACCAUCAUCAGAAAAUAGGCUGCUAAAAGUCUUUGGGCAUUUCUAAUGUGAUCUGAUCUUUGUAGUUAUGGUUUUGAGAGUAUGAAGUCAUGAUUUCUCUAUACUAAGUGCUGGCAGUUGAGCAUGGUAUAUAGCACAUUUCCGGAAUUUAGUUUGUGAGGUUUGUUGUUAUAUUGUAGUAGUAGUAGUAGUAAUUUUCGUUUGGUAUGUACUGAUUGGUUUUACCAUGCUCUAACUAUAUCUUCCUUGCAGCAUCCUUUUAUCAAUUCGUAGUUUCCUUUUGAG